Messenger RNA from Peromyscus leucopus (white-footed mouse), 7318 nucleotides. It is a transcript of the gene Abcc5, whose product is annotated as ATP binding cassette subfamily C member 5. The coding region runs from base 3226 to 6942 and encodes 1238 amino acids. Gene Ontology annotation, molecular function: ATP hydrolysis activity; ABC-type transporter activity; ATP binding. Lineage: Eukaryota; Metazoa; Chordata; Mammalia; Rodentia; Cricetidae. The transcript is spliced from 26 exons. Gene Ontology annotation, biological process: transmembrane transport. Gene Ontology annotation, cellular component: membrane. The record is from RefSeq and is a predicted model, not a curated record.
UCUGAACAUCUCCAGGGGCCCGGCCAUGGCCAGCGCUAACCCUGCUCUGUGGCAGAGGUUAUGACUGUCUUGGGGCUAGUGAGCAGCCUUAGAGACACUUCUGGGGCUACUGAAGAGGGUCAGUGGAUCUGGGAGUGAAUGGUGGCCUGUCAGCUAGGAGGAUGAGGACACAGUGCUGCAGGAGAAGAAACCACUGGCUUGUUUUCCUGGGGCUGGGUGAAUCUGAGCUGGUCUGGUCCUGCACUGGACCUGCUUGUUGGUUCUGAGCUGACAUGAAGCAACAGUCUCGGGUAGGACAGAGAUGUCUUGUCAGUGCUGUGGGUGAGCGAGUGAUCUGAGUGUUCUGUGGCAUGGGCUAGCAAGUCUGUGUUGGUGACAUGCCAGACGCCUGUGUUUAAUGACUAAUGGAUGACCCUGAAGAAGCUAGGAACCUGUCGGGGGUUUUCAAAGUCGGUUCCGGUUUUGCAUAGAGCUUUGACUAUGGCAAGCACCGGGUGGCAGCUGGGGUCUCCGUGGCCGAUGUGGAGGCAGAGUAGUGGCGAGGGGGGCUUUGGACAGCAGUUUUCAGGGCACCGUUUCGUACUGCCUGACACUUGAGAUUCUGACUGAACUCAUUCUCUGCAUAUUUGCCUUGAGGCAUCGGAGCAGUAGUACUGUUUAGACUGUGCGUGCGUUUUCCGGGUGUGGGUAAGCUGGAGGUGCAUGGUGGGGUAAGUAUGUGUCUAAAAGGCAUGGUGACUAGGUAAAACUAAUUUACACUUUUGAGGUAUCUUGUUCUUUUGUUGUUGUUGUUCUUUUUUAAUGUAUGAUCCUUUAAAAAGUAAAAAUUUUGGUAUUAGGUUUGUUAAUUGACCAACUAACACUGGAUGUAAGUUUUAAACCAAAGAGAGCAUGUAACUGAAAUGUCAUGUUCUUAGUCAGAUUGGUGAAUGUUUCAUAGAACUAGCGCCCCCUCCCCCCCAAGAAGAGCUUCUGUCAUUGUCUCCCUACAGGGCUGGUGGCUGCUCUGACCCAUCACAGAAUUCUCUCAUCUAGGUAGAAGAGUAUGCAGCAUUUCUCAAUAAAAAUCAUAACGGGCUUUCUGAAUUCCCCUUUUCUUGAACAAAUGCCAUGGAUUUCAGGGAUUAAAUUUUUACUCCAAAAAAAGUGAUUACAGAAUGCAUGGUCACUGCCUCGAGCGUCUGUUAAAGUCUUCAUCUCUCACUUCUGGUGCAGCACACUGGGGUGCUGACCUGGAGAACUCUUCUAGAAGGCCAUGGAAAGCUGAAUGCCUUUCAUAAUAGGAACACAUGGACACCGCACUCGGCCCCUUUGGGAGGAGCCUCUGAAGGUCAAUGAGCCUGAGAAGCUGUGGGCUUGUCCAUUGUCUCUUUGUGUGAAAAUGAUGAAAAAGUGUAAACAAUAUAGACUUCAUUUUUGGAACCCUAAUUUUGAUAAGUUCUUUUUUGACUGGAAAUUGAAGGAUCAGGCUGGUUUUGAACAAUGGAAUUCGGAGCAGUGGUGAGCAAACCUCCUGUAAGUGGACAUGGGUCCUUUUGAGGAAUAGCCCAUGCUAGAGUUUUGCACAUUUUCUCAUUGAGCAUGAUUUUCAGAUUGGCUUGUUCCCUUCUUACCAAAAUCUUACCCUAAAUUAUAGGCUCUAAACAUGGAACAUGCUCUUAGGUCUCAUCAAGCCUUGGUAGUCAUAUACAGAACAAAUGAAACACAAUCAAGUUGUGUUUGUGUGUGUGUGUUUUUAAACCUGGUCAGUUGAUGCUGACCUCAAAAUAGCCCUAUGUUGGGUGCCUCAGGAUGGUGAUAAUGUUAGCACACUACCAGACUUUCUAAGGGUACAGGCUUUACUAGAAAUGAAGAACCAAAUCACUACAUUUACAGAGAUCCUUCAGGGGCCUUCUUAGACUAAGAUAGUUCUGAAAGGCCAGGCCUGACCUAGAGUUUGAGUCCGAUGAGUUAGCACCCGCCCUAGACCUCCGAGAGAAGGCCGCCCUGUGCAGUCCAUCUCUCAGUGCUAGUUCUGCUGCAGGCCUUGUGGGAGAGGUAAGUUCCCACCCUCCAGCCUCUCCAGCCGCAUGCAGCUCGCUCCACUGAUGCUGUCAGGGUCUGGCCUUGGGGGGCAUGUCUCUGUAGUGGGACCAGUGACAGAAGCUGUUCUUUAGAAUUUUCAGGAUGGCUGUUUUCUGCGGUCAGAAUGAGAGAGUCAAGCUGGGCGGAAUCUCUCGCCAAGAGCUCAGCUUCAGGAGUCCCACCUGAUGAACGCUGCCAGCCUGAUGUACUCCUUCCGACUCUGGAUGCACAUGUGGCUCUGUUGUGUAUUUCUACCGUGUAUAGUUACAAGUUGGAGGCCAGCCGGCCCGUGUGACGGCUCUCCCUGUAUGACUCUGUAUGUUCCCACUCUGUGUUCCUCAUGCCCCCACUAUUGUACAGUGUUUGUGAGAUGCUCUUUAAAGAUGGUAUCCUUAUAUAUAUAUAUUUCAUUUUCAAUAAAAGUACGUUGCUUCCCACUUCUGGUAUUUAAUGCUGUUGCUGAAUGUGCUUGUGUGAGUGUGUGCUCCGGCGUUGCAGGACCUCAGAGCUGGAGGUGGCACUCGUGGUUCUUGGGGGCUGGCUGUCUUCCCUCCCUGCAGGUGGUGUUAGACAUGUGCUACCUGAGGUAACAUGUUUUCGUUUUUGAGAGGAGGGUGUGGGCGUGGGGAGGGCUGGAGGGAGGGUCCUGGAGUUGGCUUUCUUUGCUCUCUUCUGUCCUAUUAAACUGCCCGUGUUUGUUUUCAGGGAUGUUUUGCACUUCCCUCUCUUCCCCGUACAACUGUAGGUACACUGUUCCUUCUUAUCAAAUAAGCACGUGUGUAAGGAUACAGAGAAAGGUCUUGAGUUCCUUUAAAGAAAUGUAGCCAUGUGUGAAGACUCUGGAGUAAGGUCAAUAUUUACCUUUGGAUGACCAUGUGUCUAGAAUUAAUUUCAGCUCAUGAACAGGUUUAUGUUACAUUAGAAAGAGUAAUGGUCACGAUGGCGCCUUCAGGAGAAAAGCAAACGGCCCCUCUGUCCUGCACCUGUGGCGGGUGGCCGGUGUCAUUCGGUCCAACAACACAGUUCUUUCCUGGCUUACACGCUGACCACUGUGCCGCCGUGGAGAGCCUGCUCUUUCUAACCUAACAUAGCACUGUGGCAUCGUGUGAGGUCGCUGUGGGGGACGUUGACAGUGGCCUAUGUUUCUCCCUGUAGGCCUUCAUGGUGAAACAGCUCUUGGAGUACACCCAGGCAACAGAGUCUAACCUGCAGUACAGCUUGCUGUUAGUCCUAGGCCUCUUUCUGACAGAAGUUGUACGCUCCUGGUCCCUGGCGCUGACUUGGGCAUUGAACUAUCGAACCGGUGUCCGAUUGCGGGGGGCUAUCCUGACCAUGGCAUUCAAGAAGAUCCUGAAGUUAAAGAACAUUAAAGAAAAGUCUCUGGGUGAGCUCAUCAAUAUCUGCUCCAAUGAUGGGCAGAGGAUGUUUGAGGCAGCCGCUGUGGGCAGCUUGCUGGCCGGAGGACCUGUUGUUGCCGUCUUGGGCAUGAUUUAUAAUGUAAUCAUUCUAGGACCAACAGCCUUCCUGGGAUCGGCUGUUUUUAUCCUCUUUUACCCGGCGAUGAUGUUUGUGUCACGGCUUACUGCGUAUUUCAGGAGAAAGUGUGUAGCUGCCACAGACGACCGUGUCCAGAAGAUGAACGAAGUUCUCACCUACAUUAAAUUUAUUAAAAUGUAUGCCUGGGUCAAAGCAUUUUCUCAGAGUGUUCAAAGAAUCCGAGAGGAGGAGCGUCGGAUAUUGGAAAAAGCAGGGUACUUUCAGAGCAUCACUGUUGGAGUGGCCCCCAUUGUGGUGGUGAUUGCCAGCGUGGUGACAUUCUCUGUCCACAUGAGCCUGGGCUUCCACCUGACAGCGGCGCAGGCCUUCACAGUGGUGACUGUCUUCAAUUCCAUGACUUUUGCUUUAAAAGUCACACCAUUCUCUGUGAAGUCCCUCUCUGAAGCGUCAGUUGCUGUUGACAGAUUUAAGAGUUUGUUUCUAAUGGAAGAGGUUCACAUGAUAAAGAACAAACCGGCCAGUCCUCACAUCAAGAUAGAGAUGAGAAAUGCCACCUUGGCAUGGGACUCCUCCCACUCCAGUAUACAGAACUCGCCCGAGCUGACCCCCAAAAUGAAAAAAGACAAGAGGGCUACCAGGGCCAAGAAAGAGAAGUCGAGGCAGCUGCAGCACACUGAGCACCAGGCGGUGCUGGCCGAGCAGAAAGGACACCUCCUUCUAGACAGUGACGAGCGGCCCAGUCCGGAAGAGGAAGAAGGCAAGCAAAUCCACACAGGGAGCCCGCGCCUGCAGAGGACACUGUACAGCAUUGACUUGGAGAUCGAAGAGGGCAAACUGGUUGGAAUCUGUGGCAGUGUGGGAAGUGGAAAAACUUCUCUCAUUUCAGCCAUCUUAGGCCAGAUGACACUUCUGGAGGGCAGCAUUGCAAUCAGUGGGACCUUUGCUUAUGUGGCCCAGCAGGCUUGGAUUCUCAAUGCCACUCUGAGAGACAACAUUCUCUUUGGCAAGGAAUUUGAUGAAGAAAGGUACAACUCAGUGCUGAAUAGCUGCUGCCUGCGGCCUGACUUGGCCAUUCUCCCGAACAGCGACCUGACUGAGAUUGGAGAGCGAGGAGCCAACCUGAGUGGUGGACAGCGCCAGAGGAUCAGCCUUGCCCGCGCCUUGUAUAGUGACAGGAGCAUCUACAUCCUGGAUGACCCCCUCAGUGCCUUGGAUGCCCACGUGGGCAACCACAUCUUCAACAGUGCCAUCCGGAAGCACCUCAAGUCUAAGACGGUUCUGUUUGUUACACACCAGUUACAGUACCUCGUUGAUUGUGAUGAAGUGAUCUUCAUGAGAGAGGGCUGUAUCACAGAAAGAGGCACCCAUGAGGAGCUGAUGAACUUGAAUGGAGAUUAUGCCACUAUUUUUAAUAACCUGUUGCUGGGAGAGACACCCCCUGUUGAGGUUAAUUCAAAAAAGGAAGCUAGUGGUUCACAGAAGAAAUCCCAAGACAAGGGCCCCAAACCAGGCUCAGUGAAGAAGGAGAAGGCAGUGAAGUCAGAGGAAGGGCAGCUCGUGCAGGUGGAGGAGAAAGGGCAGGGCUCGGUGCCUUGGUCUGUCUAUGGUGUCUACAUCCAGGCAGCAGGGGGGCCCUUGGCUUUCCUGGUCAUCAUGGUCCUCUUCAUGCUGAACGUGGGCAGCACUGCCUUCAGCACCUGGUGGCUGAGCUACUGGAUCAAGCAAGGAAGUGGGAACACCACGAUAUUUCAAGGGAACAGGAGCUCCGUGAGUGACAGCAUGAGGGACAACCCCUUCAUGCAGUACUACGCCAGCAUUUACGCCCUCUCCAUGGCCGUCAUGCUGCUCUUGAAAGCCAUUCGAGGAGUUGUCUUUGUCAAGGGCACACUGAGAGCAUCCUCCCGGCUCCAUGACGAGCUUUUCCGAAGGAUCCUUAGGAGCCCCAUGAAGUUUUUUGACACUACCCCAACAGGAAGGAUUCUGAACAGAUUUUCCAAAGACAUGGAUGAAGUGGACGUGCGCCUGCCGUUCCAGGCCGAGAUGUUCAUCCAGAAUGUGAUCCUGGUCUUCUUCUGUGUCGGAAUGAUCGCAGGAAUCUUCCCAUGGUUCCUGGUGGCAGUGGGGCCUCUUCUCAUCCUCUUCGCAGUCCUCCACAUCGUCUCCAGGGUCCUGAUUCGGGAGCUGAAACGCCUGGACAACAUCACCCAGUCUCCUUUCCUCUCGCACAUCACGUCCAGCAUACAGGGCCUCGCCACCAUCCAUGCCUACAACAAAGGGCAGGAGUUUCUACACAGGUAUCAGGAGCUGCUGGAUGACAACCAGGCUCCUUUUUUCUUGUUCACUUGCGCGAUGAGGUGGCUGGCAGUGCGGCUGGACCUCAUUAGCAUCGCCCUGAUCACCACUACCGGGCUGAUGAUUGUCCUCAUGCAUGGGCAGAUCCCCUCGGCCUACGCGGGCCUCGCCAUCUCCUAUGCUGUGCAGCUAACAGGACUGUUCCAGUUUACAGUUAGACUGGCGUCUGAGACAGAAGCCCGAUUCACUUCCGUGGAAAGGAUCAACCACUACAUAAAGACCCUGUCUUUGGAAGCACCUGCCAGAAUCAAGAACAAGGCUCCUCCCCCUGACUGGCCUCAGGAGGGAGAAGUCACCUUCGAGAACGCAGAGAUGAGAUACCGGGAAAAUCUUCCUCUGGUCCUCAAGAAAGUGUCCUUCACCAUCAAGCCCAAGGAGAAGAUUGGCAUUGUGGGCCGGACAGGGUCAGGGAAGUCCUCUCUGGGAAUGGCCCUCUUCCGUCUGGUGGAGUUAUCCGGAGGCUGCAUCAAGAUCGAUGGAGUGCGAAUCAGUGACAUCGGCCUGGCCGACCUCCGAAGCAAACUCUCCAUCAUCCCUCAGGAGCCAGUCCUGUUCAGUGGCACUGUCAGAUCAAAUCUGGACCCCUUCAACCAGUACACGGAAGAGCAGAUCUGGGAUGCUCUCGAGAGGACACACAUGAAGGAAUGUAUUGCCCAGCUACCUCUGAAACUUGAAUCGGAAGUGAUGGAGAAUGGGGACAACUUCUCAGUUGGGGAGCGGCAGCUGUUGUGCAUAGCCAGGGCCCUGCUGCGUCACUGUAAGAUUCUGAUUUUGGACGAAGCCACAGCUGCUAUGGACACAGAGACGGAUUUACUGAUUCAAGAGACCAUCCGGGAAGCGUUUGCAGACUGCACCAUGCUGACCAUUGCCCAUCGCCUGCACACAGUUCUGGGCUCCGAUAGGAUUAUGGUGCUGGCCCAGGGACAGGUGGUGGAGUUUGACACCCCAUCGGUCCUUCUGUCCAACGACAGUUCGAGGUUCUAUGCUAUGUUCGCCGCGGCAGAGAACAAGGUGGCUGUCAAGGGUUAACUCCUCCCUCGGUGAAGUCUCUUCCUCUGAGCAUCGCCAUUCUCCUGGUUUGGACCCCUCAUCCUGCCCUGCUGAAACUUUGCCUUUCCCAGUUUUAUCUCUCACACAACAGUUCAGGACUAGCUGUGUGUUUCACUUUUAGGGAAAAUCAUAUUUUGAUUAUUGUAUUUAUUCCCUAUUCACGUAAAUGAAAUUUAGUUUUUGUUCUUAAUUGCACUCUUAAGAGGUUCAGGGAACCAUUACUAUAAAUGUAUCAGUGGCCUAUAAUGAAGCUUUAUAUGUGUAGCUAUGUCUAUAUAUAAUUCUGUACAUAGCCUAUAUUUACAGUAAAAAUGUAAGCGGUUUAUUUUCUAUUAAAAGCGAGCACUGUCUAACA